This is a messenger RNA of Aspergillus steynii IBT 23096, 2080 nucleotides long. RefSeq names its product Myb-like DNA-binding domain protein. The transcript has 2 exons. NCBI's taxonomy places the organism in Eukaryota, Fungi, Ascomycota, Eurotiomycetes, Eurotiales, Aspergillaceae. The record is from RefSeq and is a predicted model, not a curated record. Gene Ontology annotation, cellular component: nucleus. Gene Ontology annotation, molecular function: protein heterodimerization activity; histone binding. Bases 264 to 1925 code for a protein of 553 amino acids.
AGGGGAUCAUAUCUAGAUGCGACCGUGCUCUGGAGUGGAAAAGAGAUAGUUGGGUGCUCCUACUAGUCUACGUCGUUUGUCGCCAAACCCCCAACGCGCAUGUCGCAUCUUUUUGUCGCGUUUUCUACCCGUUAAUUGCCCGCAAUCAAAUAAUGCAAUAACCUCCUCCUUGACCUCUCAACCACGAUAAAUCUGCGCGACCACCGCCCUUCGCUCAUCUCCAACAAUCAAACUCGAUCACAGACUCCCCCCAGAACAGCACCAUGGAGCCACCUUCCAAAAGGCCCCGGUUGUCACUUGCAGCGCAAGACGAGGACGAUACAAGUGACGUGGACCUACAGGAAGCUCGCUUUGAAAAUGACCAGCGCCUGAAAUCAAUUUUCGAGGGUAUUUUUCAGAAAUACGAAAAGGAUUUUACAGAAGUGGGCGAUGAGAUCGAUCUGCAGACAGGGAAGAUAGUCAUCAACAACGGACACCUCCAAGGGAUGGACGACGAGCACGAUACCGGCGAAAAAGGGGAGGAAGACGAGGAGGAAGGGGAGCGAUCGUGGCUAUUUGGUCCAGGUGCAGAUUGGUCCGCGGGGGAAUCAGAGUCUCAUGGCCAGGAUGGAGAGGGAAAUACGGUGAAUAGAACCACCGACUACGUGGAGACUCGAGACGGGGAUGAUGGAUGGGGAGACAAGGGGAUAACCUCGUCAAGACAGCAGCAGGGUUCACCGAUAUUACAGCCAGGUCGGGAAGGGGCAAGAGAGGAGCAAGAAACAUCGAACGAAGCAGCCAAUGCCGAUCUAGACGCCGAUGACGAUACGUCGAGUGUGGAUUCCCUGUUGGAUACAGCUCUGGACGUCCAGAACAAUCUGAGGGAGUCACUAGCCAAGAGGACCAGGAUAGGCGCAGAAAAGUCGCACGCAGAAAAAGCAAAUUCUGCGGCUGAAACAUCCGUCCAAUCCAAGCGCGAGCCUGGCCAUAACCUCCCUGAGCCGGCGGAGUCGCUCUGGCGCGUUCCUGAAAUCGAUGCGAAUUUCUCAACGCCUACUUGGCAUCGAUCGCGACCAAAACCUGCCAACCAGGUCGCCCGAUCUGAAUCUCCACCCCAAGCAGGUUCGAUUUGGGCGUUGCCAGGGAGCUCGCGGCGACGGCCAGUAUCGGCCAAAAAGAGAAGCCCCAAGAAACAGGAGACUGGCCAACGAAGUCGCAAGAUUGCAUCCAGCCCUGUCGUGUUCGACUGGUCUUUCGCAGAAACCCCCGAUGGAAACGAAUCCGACGACCCGCUGCAGGAGGAGGUCCAGCCGUCACCGACACCGAAAGAUAACCUGAAAAUUAGAGGGAAAAUGCCGACGUUAGGUGGUGGUACGAAAACCGAACUUCAGAAGGGCCCUCCAGAUGAUCGGCAUGGCCCUAUUUCAGCGAGGAGGGAGUUAGACGCAAUCACUAAUGACAAGACUGCACGGCGGCAACCGAACGCCCCCAAAAACGUUGAUACCCCUUGCGUACAGUCAGACAGCACCAAGGUUAGCUCAACUAGGAAUGCAGCUACAGCUCAGGAUUCGACGCCUACGAACAAGCAGGUCAGAAUGGCCAUGACGCCAGACGAAGCAAGGACGAUUGUAAUUACAAGACAUGUCGAAGGAAAGAUGUGGAAAGAGGUGUUGGAACUUUUCCCACAAAGGACUCUAAGGCAGAUCAUGCAGUGGAAUCAGAUGCAUUGGAACGAUCGCCGUGCGAACCCACCUCCGCAAUCCGGGCCUUGGACGGACAGCGAGCGAAAAACAUUGGAGCGUCUCAAAGAUCAACGAGGUCUCACCUGGCCCACUAUUCGUGCUGCUCUUCCCGGGCGCUCACAGGCAGAAUUGGAGUUCGAACUACUGCAUCUUUGGGUGGGCGAUGAUGUUUGGAACAAUCAGCAAAAGAAGAUACCCGCAUAGGUGGUCACCAGGCCUCUCAAUGCCCAAAAGGCAACCCAGAUCAUCCACUUAUUUCCCAUAAUUGCACUCCGGCCUUGGAGCAGAUGACAGCCUUUGCUGUGCAUUUUGCAAAGCUCUCUGGCUUGGGUGAAAACCUCACAAUCGCAGAUGAAAUC